GGACUGCUGUACGACUCUGUAAAGUCUGUGAGUCACUGCACAACCUAUCAAUCCAAUUAAAUGUCUUGAGCGAGCCGAGCAGGCGGUGCUGCCGCCGCCGCCGCUCGCCCAGCCGCGGCCGCCCCUUCUCGCAGCGCCCCUCUGAUCCAUGGCUGUCUGUACUUGUUACGGUGUAACCUCCUCCUCCGCCUCCUCCGCCUCCUCCUCAGGAGCCGCUGCAACUUCCCCUCAGCCAGCCUCCUCCUCUGCUUGGGGACUGCAAAGGCAUGGGAUAGACCUAGAGCCACUUCUGUCUCCCCUCCAGCCCUCGCUCAAUCUCCCCCCUUUAAAUUAAAGUCUGUUCCUCGCUCCUCGUCGUUUUAGGGAUUUAUUUGUCAGUCUUUUAUUUCCCCUGAUUUUAUUUUCCCUCCCUUGGGCAAGGGGGUCGCAGGGGCCGGUGGGUUUAUUUUAGGGAAGGGGCUCUCCCCCCUCCCCCCGUUUCUCCUUGUCCCUUUGCGGCCGUGACUUGAUUUUCCUGCCCCUCUCCGCUCCCACCCCUCGAACUCAGCGUCCUGCACUCGAGUGACGCAGCGACACCCUCCGCCCACAGCCCAGACGUCCCCUCCCUCGCUGCCACCCCGACCCGUCUCGGGGCUGGACCCGGUGCCGACUUCAGAGAAGGAUAUAUGUUGGGGAAAGGAGGAAAACGGAAGUUUGACGAGCAUGAAGAUGGGCUGGAAGGCAAAAUUGUGUCCCCCUCCGACGGUCCGUCCAAGGUGUCUUACACCUUACAGCGCCAGACUAUCUUCAACAUUUCCCUUAUGAAACUCUACAACCACAGGCCCCUCACAGAGCCCAGCUUGCAAAAGACCGUGCUCAUCAACAACAUGUUGAGGCGGAUCCAGGAGGAGCUGAAGCAGGAGGGCAGCCUGAGGCCCGCGUUCCCCGCCUCCUCGCCGCCCGCCGACCCGCUGGGCUCCAGCUACCGGGAGGCGCCGCCUGCCUUCAGCCACCCCGCGCCCGCGCCCUGCGAGCUGGGCGGCGCUGCGCCCCUGGAGGCCUGCCUCACCCCCGCCUCACUGCUCGAGGACGACCAGGACACGUUUUGCACUUCCCCGGCUGCGCAGCCUGCGGCCCCCGCCAGACUCACACCUCCUGCCCUCCCGCCGGAAAAGGACAGCUUCUCCUCCGCCCUGGACGAGAUCGAGGAGCUCUGUCCCACAUCUACCUCCACGGAGGCCGCGGAGGCCACCACCGACGACCCGAAAGGGGACUCCGGCGGGCCCGGCGCGCACAGACCCGAGGGGCUCCAGGACGGCCGGCCCGACGACCCGAAACUGAUGGACUCCCUGCCCGGCAACUUUGAGAUCACCACGUCCACGGGCUUCCUGACAGACUUGACCCUGGACGACAUCCUGUUUGCCGACAUUGACACGUCCAUGUACGACUUUGACCCCUGCACGUCCGCGUCGGGGACAUCCUCAAAAAUGUCCCCCGUGUCGGCCGACGACCUCCUCAAGACGCUGGCCCCCUACAGCAGCCAGCCCGUCGCCCCGAGCCAGCCUUUCAAGAUGGACCUCACGGAGCUGGACCACAUCAUGGAGGUGCUGGUCGGGUCCUGAGCCCCGGGGCCCGUCGCCUGCACCCCGCACCCCGACAGCUCUCCGCACUGUGCAUGUACCCUUGCUUGCCUUUUUCUGAGAAAAAGAACAUUCUACAAAAGGAUCACACUAGUUUUUGCUUUGAGCAGAGUUGGAGUGCCUUCAUCCAAGUAUGACCACUUUUAAUAUGCUUUUUUUGAGUGGUUCCUCAGAGACCUAGUCCCCAGGAAUAGGAAAGAAUACAUUUGAAGACAAUGUCGCUAUGUGGAAUGACAAAAAUAAACAGUUCAAGUGAAGCACAAGGAAUAAGUUGGAAAAGCUGUAAAUUGCAUGUGCAUAUUUGUCUAUUUUUUCUAUAAGUUUUAUUGCAAGAGGUAAAAAAAGAAAAUAUAUAUAUAUAUUAUUUAGAUAAUCUCAGUACCUUUUCCGGCAUUUUCGCCCUGUAUAGGUUGACUUGGCAAUUCAGCCUUUUUAGAGGCAUUAACUACUCCUCGUAAGUGUUGCAUUUACAUGGCUGUUUAGAAACUGCUGCCCAAAUUUAUUUUAUAUUUUUGUACAGAUUCCGCAGUUUAUGAUAUUGUUUUUCUAAAAACAAAUGCUGUUUAUACAUAUGAGAUAGCUAUUUUGAUAGGAUUUGCUCACAUAGUUCCUGCAAACUUCAGAUGUACAAGUUGCACUUGUACUUUUAUAGAGUUGUAAUGUUUUAUAUGUGUUUGGUGCAAAGAGAAAAUUGGAUCAAAUCAAUCCGCAGUUGAUGUCCCCAGAUGCGCACACACACACACACACACACACACACACACACACACAGCGCUUUAAGAAGGGCCAGGAGAUAUCACACCCAGAUUUCACAAGCACCGACCCCCUGGCAUGAACACCCGCCAGCACUGUGACUUCCAAAGCCAGAGCCACGUCUGCUCAUCAAACUUGCAUUAAGCAGUUGGCGGGAGGUGGCCAUGGAGCUCGGGGUUUAAGUGAUGGUUCUCUUUAGCUCUCUCUCUGGAGGGGAAGGCUACCAAGUACUCAUUGUAUUUAUGCCAAGUCUGUGCUUUUAAUUGUUUUUAUUUUUUUAAACAAAACCCCAGAUCUUUCCCUUUUGGGCAUAAUUUUUAUGAAGACCUGAAAUUUUACACACGAACAAAAUUUUAUGAAAAGCAACCGACCUCUUCAUGGAACUAAACCCUGUUGCGACGCUUAGGGCUCGUCAGGAAGGAACUCUCCCCCAGAAGGCAUCCAUCAUGUCGCUCUGUUGUCUUUUCCUGCUUCCCUUCCUUAGAGCUUUCUUUCCCUCUGUUGCUAAGUGCUGAAAAUGGCAUCUUCACGAUCACCUCAGUGAGCCCAGCUCUCCUCGGCCCAGCCUAGGAUGCACUCUUGUAACACGCAUGGCUCCUGAACCUGGAGUUGGUCCCAUUACGUCACGGCCUCCGAUCUGGAUGCUUUCUUAAAUCAACUGCUCUAACUACACUUUACAAGGCUGUUUUACCCAAAUACACAGAUAGGACUUUCUAUGCAUGUUCCCCUCCUCCCCCAUUGCCAUCCUCUCUCUGCCAGGAGAACUUGAGAACUAGCUUUUUAUUCCUAGCGGUGUACAUUUAAUUUUAAAACGUUUGCAAUGUAUCAUGCUUGUUGCCGUAAUUAUUAAUGGCCUUUCCGUUUCAGUUUUUUCUUUCUUCCAAUGGUACUUUAGCUGGUUACAACCUAUAUUGUUGAAAUGCAGGUGGCUUCUUUAGGAAUAACUUUUAUAUUUAUUUAAGAAUUUUUAAAUUAUGGGAUUUGUGUUGUUGUUGUUGUCUUUGUUGUCGGUCAUUUGUCAAUAUUCAGUCACCAAUUCUGCUCACUUCUUGCCAUGGAUAAAAUUGAGUCUUUCUGGCCAAUUAAAAAAGACAGCUUUAUAAAAUGGCACUUUAAACAAGCCAUAGAUAGUUUUAUUUUUAUAAUACACAUGGCAAAGCAAAUACAUUUUGAUGAAGGAACUGCUCAUCUAAGCAAAAGAUUCAUGUAUGAUAUGAUUAAAUCUUUCUACGUUCUGAUUUACUCCCCACCCCCGCCAACUUGAAUGUGUUUUUAAAGGCUAAUUAUCAACUCAGACGAGCAGUGAGAAACCGAUCAAACUGCACUGUUCUCCAGCAAGCACCCUCCACCGGACACCUCUUACUACUGCAGAUGUGUCAUUCCCUUUGAUAGGACCAGGGACCAUGUAGUUAAGGUGAGGGUUGUUGUAGAUGCUUCCGGUGUCACCGUGCCUGUCCGUUUGAAGGGCUUCCUUUUCCUGUAGAGAACAAGUCCGCCCAGACUCCAUGCUUCUGCUAACUCAAGGACCCGGCAGACUCUCCACAUGCCGCCCGCAUACACAUACGUGUACAUGCACAAUAGUGUUGAUUAUUCCGGACAAUAACAGGGUAAGGCGGCUGAUUUGCCAUUGUUAAAAACUGAUUGAUAGUAACUUAGAACAACUGUACUUCGGUUGGAUUAGCAAAUCGUGUGUUUAAACAAAUCCCAUAUGUUGGGCAGCAGUUCAAAUAAGCACAGCGAAGUGUUGCCCACACGUGGUUCUCUGACUCUCCCGCAUUUGUAAGGCUGGGCUUCAGGAUCAAAAACAAAAACCCCCAACAGCAGCACGCAAAUGCUUUUUAAUUCUCUGGACACCCUCACCGUAAAUUCUUGAUAUUCAAGGUCUAAUGAGGAAGACGUGGGGAAUUAGUGGCCCUUUUUCAAAAGAACAAAACCAUCAAGUGUUCCAGUUAUCUUUGUGUCUUAUUUUUACAAAGUGAUGUCCUGACAGGGAAGAACGUGAGCCUGUGUGUGAUCUCCAAGUCCCAGUUUGAGUGUGGGACGUGCUUCCAGAUGCCACCCGGCAGCAGUGCCUUCCCGUUUCUAAAGGACAUCCUGUGGCAUUCAGAGUCAGGCAGGCAGUUUGAGGUGCCUUUACGAGAGAGACAGAGAGACAUGCUGGCUGGGGCUGGGAGAGGACAAUUAUUGACAGUGAUGUGCAAUGAAGUGACAAGAUGAGAGCAGAAUAAUAAGAGCUUUGAAUUUGAAGUGAUUUUUUUUCAUAAGUUAUUUAUUCCUUUUUUUCUGUGUAAAUAUAUUUAUUUUACUGUGGCGCUCUAACAACAUCUGGAUCGUAACAUGUGCAGAAUGUAUGUAGGAAUUUAUUCUCCUGUAGGAAUGUCAAUCUGUAUUAAAAGGGGGUCCGAGCCAGACCCCUGGGUCUUCUCAUCGUAUGCACAGUCGACGUUCAUUUUUACUCUCUCCUCUAAUAUGGGUCGAUUUGAAAUAUGCAAAAGGUAUGGAUGAGGAAUGUUUUAAUACCUCCAAAUUUUUAAGAAAAUCAAGCAUCAAAGGGUUGAUAUUUUUUAAAGUUUUUUUAGUCGCACUUUCUCUCUUUAUGACAGAAGGGGCAGCCACACCGACGCCCUCGCUCACACCAAAGGGUGAGAACUAGCCAGAGCCGCCUCCACCGGAGUGUCUUUCUCAAUUGUGCUGUUUAUUGCCAUAGCCCCUUGGAGUGUCCCAGCUGCCCUGAGAUCGAUCAAGGAAAUUUCUUAAAUAAAUAAACUCCAAAGAGCCAAAGUGUCAACUUACGGAUCAUUUUUAAAGCUUAAAUUUAUUAACCACCUUUGUGGUAAACAAUGAAUUAUGAAUCGGCAGGGCAGCCUUCUCAAAUGACAGGUGCAAAAAAAAAAAAAAAAAAAAAAAGAGAGAGAGAGAGAGACUCUACUUUGUGCAGCGAUUGUUAUUCUCUGUAUGAAUUGUCUUAAUUUCAAAAUCUUGCUGUUACAAAUUGGACCUUUAUAUGCUUUCUGAAAAUAAUUGAAAAGAGCAUAUUUAACCUGUUUCGGCUGGAAGUGGUUAACUUCCAGUAACUGCCAAUGGCAGUGAGGUGUGUGCGUCCUGCUUCUGUACAGUUGUUUUCAGGGCUUCUAAGAAUGAGUCUAAAUGGUUCUUGAAAAUUAGCCAGGAUCAAAUGCUAUUGCAAACAAAGCCAAUAAAAAUUUUGGACGUCUUUUGGGGAUAACAAGUUUGGAAGGGAAGUUGGUCCAUACGAGCAAACAACCAAGAUUUGGAAAAGAUGUACAUAGUGACAUGUUUGGUGCAUGGUUUUUGAGGAGGGCUUUUGUCAAACAGGAGGUGUAACCUUUCCCCCACAGACCUGAGAGCUGUGCCUUUUCUAUGCAAUAUUACUAGACGUUACAUCGGAACCCAGAUGGUUGUAUUCACAUGUAGGUUUGGGCUGUAAUCUAAACAAUUGGACAGAUUAAAUGUACAUGGAAAUGAGCAGUCUUACUUUUGUAGUUUUAUAUUAUACAAUAAACAGUUAAAAGAUGA
This is a messenger RNA of Balaenoptera ricei (Rice's whale), 5906 nucleotides long. RefSeq names its product SERTA domain containing 2 (gene SERTAD2). The record is from RefSeq and is a predicted model, not a curated record. Gene Ontology annotation, molecular function: transcription regulator activity. Lineage: Eukaryota; Metazoa; Chordata; Mammalia; Artiodactyla; Balaenopteridae. Gene Ontology annotation, cellular component: nucleus. The coding region runs from base 666 to 1601 and encodes 311 amino acids. The transcript is spliced from 2 exons.